Molecule: messenger RNA, 2540 nt
Organism: Brienomyrus brachyistius
Lineage: Eukaryota; Metazoa; Chordata; Actinopteri; Osteoglossiformes; Mormyridae
Product: neuronal acetylcholine receptor subunit alpha-7-like
Exons: 11
Coding region: 135-1883 (582 amino acids)
Biological process (GO): nervous system process; signal transduction; regulation of membrane potential
Cellular component (GO): synapse; postsynaptic membrane; neuron projection
Molecular function (GO): transmembrane signaling receptor activity; acetylcholine-gated monoatomic cation-selective channel activity
Source: RefSeq, a predicted model, not a curated record
AUGAAACAGACAGACGGAGCGAAGGGAGGGAGGAAGAGAGCUGACUUGUGUGUCCAGAGUUAAUCAGCUGACCUUCCCCUCCUUUUAUUGCAAUUCCCCAGAGCUACCGGCUCUGCCUUUCUCUGCCUCUCUGUAUGUGCCGGCUGACUCCAGGACAGCCUCUUUUACAGUCUUCUCCUUCUGCUUUCACUUCUAGGACCAUGUGGCACACUGCUGGUCUUCUCCUCUUUAGUUUCUCAGCUCUGGUCCCAGUGUCCCAGCAGGGUCCCUACCAGCGUCACCUGCUGAAGCAGCUCCUGAAAGACUACAACCGCAUGGAAAGGCCAGUGGCCAAUGACUCGCUUCCUCUGACCGUCAACCUGACGAUGAUUCUUGUGCAGAUAAUGGAUGUGGAUGAGAAAAAUCAAGUUCUCACUACGAACGUUUGGCUGCAAAUGCACUGGUAUGACCACUACCUGCAGUGGAACCAGUCUGAGUUCCCAGGCGUAAAAAACCUCAGAUUCACCACAGACCAAAUCUGGACACCUGACAUCCUUCUGUACAACAGUGCUGAUGACGAUUUUGAUUCCACUUUUAAGACAAAUGUGUUGGUCAACUCCAGCGGCUUUUGCCAGUACUUGCCCCCAGGGAUCUUCAUGAGUACAUGCAAUGUGGACGUCCGCUGGUUCCCUUUUGACAUCCAGAAGUGCGAGAUGAAGUUUGGCUCCUGGUCCUUCGACGGCUGGUUGCUGGAUCUGCAGAUGAAAGAGGCUGACAUUUCAGGCUACAUGCCGAAUGGAGAGUGGGACCUGGUGGGAGUUCCAGGCACCAGGAAUGAGCUGUACUACGACUGCUGCAAGGAGCCCUACCCCGAUGUGACCUUUGUAGUGACCAUCCGAAGACGCACGCUCUACUAUGCCCUCAACCUGCUGAUCCCCUGCGUGCUGCUGUCCUCCAUGACACUGCUCAUCUUCGUGCUCCCCGCAGACUCUGGGGAGAAAAUCUCUCUGGGUAUCACUGUGCUGCUGUCUCUGACCGUCUUCAUGCUGCUGGUAGCUGAGAUCAUGCCGGCCACGUCAGACUCCAUACCGUUGAUAGGGCAGUACUUUGCCAGCAUUAUGAUCAUCGUGGGCAUGUCUGUGAUAGCCACUGUGGUGGUGCUGCAGUAUCACCACCAUGACCCCAAUGGAGGAGACAUGCCCAAAUGGGUGCAGCUGGUCUUGCUGCAGUGGGUGGCCUGGUUUCUGCGGAUGAAACGGCCAGGAGAGAGUGACGAGCGUGAGCGCCCUCCAUGUGCCCCCCACCUGCGGCGCUGCUCGUCUGGCUCACACAGUGGCAGCUUGCCCCAGCCAGUGGAGCCCUCCCUGCACCCGCUGCACCCACAGAACCUGCCUCACGCCGGGCUCCCUCAGCUGCACUCACAGGCCAGUGCCAACAAUGGCAACUUGCUCUACAUUGGCUUCCAGAACCUGGACGACCCACCCCUUGUCACAGAUCCAGCACAGAGAGGCAGCAGCCUGCCCCAAAGGGGGGUCCCAGGGGUGGGGGCUUCUAGCCCCCCUCCCCACCUUGCUCAGGCCCCGCCCACCCUGGACAAUGUGGGCUGUGUGGGAACUGCAACGAGUGGCUUGGGAGUCGGAGCUCUGGCAGGAACGGGACUGGGUGCCCAAACGGCCCUAGGGGACCCCCAGCUGCAGGCCAUCCUCGAGGAAGUGCGCUUCAUGGCCGACCACUUCCGCGAGCAGGACGAGAGCGAGAGCAUGGCGGAGCAGUGGAAAUUCGCGGCAGCGGUGAUCGACCGCCUCUGCCUGGUGGCCUUCAGCGUCUUCAACAUCAUCUGCACCAUCUCCAUCCUUAUGUCUGCACCCAACUUCGUGGAGGCUGUGUCCAAAGACUUCGUCUGAGCUGUGAGGCCGGUGGACCAUUGCAUCCUGUGGCACUCAACUUUUGGGGGGAGGGGUUUUCAAGCUCUCUGCCAUUUCGCUAGCUUGAGCUGGCAGCAAUCCACCUCCCCCACCCCACCGGAGAACCUGCGCUGUACCCAGAUAGAAGCCGCUCAGCCCUUCGCAAACCUGUGGGAAACGUCCUCAGCAUUCAUCGGCAUCCUAAAUAUCAGCAAAACAAAAUAAAACACUUCAUUGUUUCUGAGAAUGUUGCUUCAUCAUUCACUUCCCCCUCCACCUUAGUGCCUCAGUGUGUGUAUGACACAGAAAAAUGACAAUGGUGCAGGAGUGCUGACUCUCUGCUGAAUGGGCUCUCACUGAUAAAUUGGCAGUGGAGAGAACGGGAAAGGCACGCUUACUGGCAGGGAUGGGAGGGGACGACUCAGAUGGUGAUCAAUGGCCGCAUUAGUCUCUGUCCUUCACACGACAGCAUCAGUCAGGCGCUGUGCUCCACAGGCUCACUGUCACUUUGUAGUGUGCAGCUUAAAUCUGGGGGUUCAGUCUUACAAGGGCACACCUGUUAGUGUGUUAUGUUAUACAUUACAUACAGGGACUUAUUAUAAUGGUCAUUCUUACAUCCAUCUAUUCAUCUUUUAACUGCUUAUCCUGUUUAGGCCG